AUGCCACGUAAGCUACGUAAGAAUAUACGUAAGAGGAAGAGAGCAUUGAAACAUCCAAUAGUAAAACUGACACCACAACAACAGUUGCAACAACAAAUAAUGAAUGACCCCACUAUGUUGCAACAAAUGUCAAGCAACCCUAUGCUCUUAAACCGAGUUAUUGGUGCACAGAGUGGAGGUUUAAGAGCGGCACUUUUAGCGAAAAUGGCAGGCUAUGGUGGAGCUGCAGACGGAACAGCUUAUAACCCUCAAAGUCAAAUGAAUUUGAGUUCACUCAAAAAUCAAAUAACAGAUGUCAAAAAGUCAAACAUAGACAUACAGAAACAAAUAAGUGAAAACGAAAAGAAACUAGAAUAUGACAGACACACAAAGAAACUCAAUGAGUUAAACGUAGAGAAAAAGAAGAAAGAAGAACAACUGAAAGAACUAAGUACAGAGGAAUAUGCGAAAAAAGUGUCAGAAAAAGCAGCAGAAGUAGCAAAAAUGGAACAAGAUGUUAUAAAUUUGAAAAACCAUACUACUCAAUAUAAAGUACUGAAAGAUGAAGAGAUAAAACAAAAAGCCCUGAAGACAUAUAUGGAUAGCGAUGAGUAUAAAAAAGAAGUUGAAGCAAAUGUAAAGGCAGAAAAACUUUUACAGUUGCAAAACCAAACCGUACAGUAUGAAAACUUAGCACAAGAAAGUAAAAAUAACGACGCAGCCAUGCAAAAGGCAAUGAAAAGCGCAGAAUAUAUAAAAGCUAACAAUGACUGGUUAGAUGCCCAAGCCAACGCUAAAGCAGCCCAACUUAUAGGGUCAAUAAGGACAAAAAUACAAGCGGAUGAAGACAGUUCAAAUGAAGCUUUAAUGAAUGCUGACUUUAAGAACGCCUUCGAAGCUCUUCAUAGUAAG
Trichomonas vaginalis G3 is the source of this 891-nucleotide messenger RNA. RefSeq names its product protein of unknown function, DUF4106 family. The annotation marks the transcript as partial. The record is from RefSeq and is a predicted model, not a curated record. The transcript has a single exon. Lineage: Eukaryota; Parabasalia; Trichomonadida; Trichomonadidae.